Mycetomoellerius zeteki is the source of this 2823-nucleotide messenger RNA. RefSeq lists its product as uncharacterized. Gene Ontology annotation, molecular function: nucleic acid binding. Gene Ontology annotation, biological process: DNA integration. The record is from RefSeq and is a predicted model, not a curated record. The coding region runs from base 1 to 2823 and encodes 940 amino acids. NCBI's taxonomy places the organism in Eukaryota, Metazoa, Arthropoda, Insecta, Hymenoptera, Formicidae. The transcript is spliced from 3 exons.
AUGGGUCUAGUCCUGCCAGUAACGGCACUUAACGAAAUCCUGCAUUCAGGCGCCAAAUUGCAGACCAAUCUUUUUGACGUUUUGUUAUGGUUUCGGUCUCAUAGAUACGUUUUCUCAACGGAUAUUACUAAAAUGUACCGACAGAUCUCGAUUCAUAAGGAUGAUCGUAACUUGCAACGUAUCUUUUGGUAUGAUUCUCAAGCACUUCGCGUGUUACAACAGCUUACCGUUAAUGAAGGUCAUCGGUUCCCAAAGGCUAUACCCGCGCUAACCAAGGGAAGAUACGUAGAUGAUAUCUUCGGGGGUGCCGAAUCGAUUGACGAAACGAGGGAGAUAAUAGCUCAGGUAACGCGUCUUUGCAUGGCGGGCGGAUUCCCUUUACAAAAGUGGAGUAGUAAUCGCCCGGAGUUGCUCGAUAGCUCGGCGACAACGCCUGGUUCUAAUGCUCCCUUCGUGGAUUUAGGUUCCCCUCGAGUCAGAGUGUUAGGCCUUUGUUGGCAUUCACACUCGGAUACCUUUACGUACGCAUCGGUCCCGUCUUCUCAUAAAAAUAUCACAAAGAGAUCUGUUUUGUCGGAGACAGCUCAGAUAUAUGACCCUUUGGGCCUCAUUGCACCAGUAUUAAUACGAGCAAAAAUCCUCAUUCAGGAACUUUGGUUAUUGAAAAUAAAAUGGGAUAGUCCCUUGCCUGCUGAGCUUCAGGAUCGGUGGUCGGCAUUUAAACAACAAUUACGGACUCUUAACAAUUUAAAUAUCCCUCGAUGGAUUAACAUUUCUUCAAACGCUGUCUCCAUCCAGUUGCAUGGAUUCUCUGACGCAUCUCAACUCGCAAUGGCAGCGGUAGUUUAUCUUAGAGUCGAAACUCCAGACACCGAAAUUCAGGUCAAUAUUGUGUGCGCCAAGACGAAAGUUGCGCCAUUGAAAAAACUCACCGUGCCUCGUCUUGAGCUAAACGCCGCGUUAAUGCUGACCCGACUUAUCGUUUUAGUGCGAGAUGCCUUAGCUUUAGAGGAUAAUUCAAUCUUUCUUUGGGCUGACUCGUCCGUCGUCCUCACUUGGGUUUCCUCUCACCCCGCGAGAUGGAAAGAUUAUGUCCGUAAUCGAGUGACGAUUAUACAGGAAUUAGUGCCCUCCACUACCUGGCAUUUCGUCUCAGGCAAGAAAAAUCCCGCCGAUUGUGCGUCCAGGGGACUGAGCGUCCCCGAUCUUGUGCAGCAUUCAUUGUGGUGGUCGGGGCCUCCGUGGCUGUGUCAGGCGUCGGACUGUUGGCCUCGCAUGAACACCAUUCCCGUUGCCGACAAGAAUCUGGAAGAAAGGUCAAAUCUGAUACUUACUUCGCGUCACGACAGCCAGUUCACCCCGUGGGAUCUUCUUGAGCGUUACUCUUCUCUUACUAGACUUUUUAGAAUCACAGCCCUAUGUAAACGCGUAGUCAGUCGACUUCGGCGCUUGCCUUUAGCAUCUUGGGGAGAGCCCCUAACUCCCGCAGAACUUGUACAAAGUCGUCAAUUCUGGAUAAGCCAAGUACAAAGGAGUCAUUUUUCGCAUGACAUUACGAUAUUGUCAAGGAGAGGAAAUUUGCCAAAAUCCAGCCUUUUGCUUCGACUCACGCCGUUCGUGGAUGAGAUAGGUCUCCUUCGUGUAAGAGGGCGGUUACGACAUGCUCCUUUGGAAACGGAUGUUAAGCAUCCAUUCAUUUUACCCAAGCUCUCACAUCUUACGACUUUAGUAAUCGCUGAUGCUCAUGCUCGAACUUUGCACGGUGGAACUCAGGUCACGUUGGCGUAUACCCGCCAACAGUAUUGGAUUCUAGGCGGACGAUCUCCUGUCCGCGCCUUCAUCCUUAGAUGCAUGAAAUGCGCCCGACACCGUGCUCAACAGCUGAUGGGACAGCUCUCGGUCACGAGAAUAACACCCUCUCGCCCUUUUUUACAUACGGGAAUCGAUUAUGCAGGUCCGAUGAAGAUAAAGACUUGGCGAGGGCGGGAGGCCAAGAUGUACAAGGGCUACUUAGCUAUUUUCGUCUGCUUCUCUACUUCCGCCGUGCAUAUUGAAGUGGUUACGGACUACUCUACUGAAGCGUUUAUCGCAGCAUACAAACGAUUUACCGCUCGACGCGGAAUUUGUGCUACCUUAAACAGUGACUGUGGUACCAAUUUUGUCGGUGCUGAUCGAGAAUUAAGACAACGAUUCGACUCAGCUUCUCAAGAGUUAAAGGAACUAGCAUCCAUCCUUAUCAAUCACGGUACGGAGUGGCGAUUCAUCCCACCAGCCGCGCCGCACUUUGGAGACAAGUGGGAGGCCGCGGUUAAAUCGACUAACAAAGUCAUCGGCGACUCAACGCUUACGUACGAAGAGCUUACAACUCUUGUGACUCAAAUCGAGGCCGUGUUAAACUCGAGGCCUCUUAGUCCUUUGUCAGCGGACGCUGACGACUACACCGCGCUCACUCCCAGUCACUUCCUUCUAGGUGAGGCUCCUAACGUGAUACCAGAACCGAACCUCAUAGAAGAGUCAGGCUCCCAGCUAAACAGAUGGCAGCUCAUCAGACAGAAAGUGGAACACUUCUGGAAGCGAUGGAGCGUUGAGUGUUUACAACGUUACCAAUCCAUCUCCAAGUGGCACCAUCCAUCGACUCUAAUUAAGGAAGGAUCCUUAGUAUUGGUAAUCAAUGAGCGAUACCCUCCAGCGAAAUGGCCACUGGCUCGGGUUAUUAAACUACAUCCCGGUGAUGACGAUCUGACGAGAGUCGUUACCGUGCGAACGGCUACCACAACCUUCAAGCGACCGAUCACGAAGAUCUGCAUCCUACCCUGUAGUUAG